AUGACACUUUUAUUUCAAAUUCGUUUAGAACAAGAUAGUUUAACUUUGAGAGGACCAUUUACGGAAUCUGUAGGUUGCGUUCUACGCGGACAACUCGUGUUAUUAAUUACAAAGCCUAUCAAUACCGAAGAAAUUAAAUUAACAUUUCAGGGAAAAUCAAAAAUUGCGUGGAAUAGUGGUAAUAUUAUAGAAACAAGCGAAAAGAGAAUAUUAUAUAGACAUGAUUGGGUUUUCCUUGCUGCGCAAGAGAAAUAUCAUGUUCUUCAGCCGGCAAAUUAUUGCUGGAAUUUUGAAUUAAUCCUUCCCGGAACAUUAAAAGAAACGAUUGAAAAAUGUAAUAGAAGUUACAUUCGUUAUAACCUUAAAGCUACCUUAAAAAGACCAACUUUCUCACAAAAUAUUCAUACUAAACGUAAAAUCCAAAUCAAUAGAUGUUUGAUGUCUAAUUGUUUUAAUUUACUGCAAAGUUUUGUUCUUAUUAAUUCAUGGGAGAAUAAAGUUGAAUAUGAAUUUUCAAUCGGAACAGGAUAUUUCUGCCUUGAUGAUAAGAUUCCAGUAGAACUUAUUAUGAAACCUUUAAUAAAAGGAAUAAAUAUUCGUCGAUUUAAUUUGAUUUUUGAAGAGCACAGAACCCAUAAAAUUGGAACGAAAACCAUGAAAGAAGUAAUAAUAAUUAAUAUAAAGAAAUAUUCAUCAGUAAUUCUUUUUGAUAAUGAAACUUGGAUUAAAAAUGAAGAAAUGUCAAUUCCAAAGUUUCGGUGUUUAGCAGAUUCUGAAAAUGACCAAAUUCGUAUCAAACAUAAAAUAAGAUUUAAUGUUGCAUUUCAAAUUAAACAUAAGGAUUACCGUGAAGUUACAGCAAGUUUACCUGUCAUAAUUACUCCAAUUGGAACUAUGCUUGAUACACUUCCUACCUACAAUAGUUAUUAUUUUGACAGAGAAAUCAACGAAGAUUUUUCAUCUUCAAUACCUUCCAAUAAUAAUUUAACUUCCAGAGACAAUAAUUUAUAUAAUAAUUUAUCAUCCAGUAAUAAUAAUAAUUAUUUACCUUCAUACGAUAGCACAAUAUCUUUAAUUCCUUUAUUUAGUCAAAGAGUAAGUGUUAAUUCGGGAAAGAAACCUCAAAUGUAUGGAGUAAUUCUUUAUAUGGCACCAGAACGUUUUAGUUUAGGAAUGAUUAUGUGGGAAUUAACAACGGGACGUAAGCCAUUUCAUGAUCGAAAACAUGGACCACUUUUCAUAUUAGAUAAUUUAGCAGAAAUCACUAGAAUGUUGGAAAAUUUUAAUGAAAAAACGUUGCAUCCUAAUGAUAUCAAAGAACAUUAUCCAGAUAAAUAUGUUAUUGAUAUUUUGUUAGAAUUGUUAGAAUUUAAAAAGGCGAAAAAAGAAAGACUUGAAAUGAACAAAUCCCAUUAUAAUUAUAUGAGCAUCCAAUCUUUAGACUCGAUGUUAGAAUCUAUUAUUAAUUCAUCAAUGUUUGGUUAUAUGAAAUUUGUAGUAAAAUCAACAUGUGAUAAUGUCACUUUAAAAGUCAUUUGA
Molecule: messenger RNA, 1539 nt
Organism: Diversispora eburnea
Lineage: Eukaryota; Fungi; Glomeromycota; Glomeromycetes; Diversisporales; Diversisporaceae
Source: the annotation of a GenBank genome assembly